CUUGUUGAAAAGUGGAAAUUAGUGAAAGGAGAUUUAGUUCAAAUCACUACCGGAAAGGAUGCCGGAAAGAGAGGUGUUAUUAAAAAGGUUUUACGUGAUAAGAAUAGAGUUGUAGUUGAUGGUUGUAAUUUGGUUAAAAAGAAUAUUAAAAGAACUGAAGAAAGAGCCGGUUAUUCAAUUAUGAAGGAAUCUCCACUUCAUUGUAGUAAUGUUGCAUUGGUUUGUCCAGAAACUGAUAAAGCCACUAAAGUUGCUUGGCGUUAUAUGGAAGAUGGUACCAAAGUAAGAAUGGCCAAGGAAAGUGGUUCUGUUAUUCCAAAGCCUGAA
Messenger RNA from Naegleria gruberi, 327 nucleotides. RefSeq lists its product as uncharacterized. The annotation marks the transcript as partial. Gene Ontology annotation, cellular component: mitochondrion; ribosome. The transcript has a single exon. Gene Ontology annotation, molecular function: RNA binding; structural constituent of ribosome. NCBI's taxonomy places the organism in Eukaryota, Heterolobosea, Eutetramitea, Acrasida, Naegleriidae. The record is from RefSeq and is a predicted model, not a curated record. Gene Ontology annotation, biological process: translation.